AGCCAUUCUCUUGACAGCAGCAAACACUACGUAGUACUUACUGCCCAUUCAAAGAACAAAUCAAAUUACAACAAAAAGUGAGACAGACACUUCUUGUUGCGACAGUGUUACGUGCGGUCGAUGGCCAAAUUUGCCAAUUUGCAUUGGUAUUAAAAGUAGACAAAAAAAUAAAUUAAAAAAACUUGCGUUAAAAAAAUCUUUCGGUCAUAUUGAAAAAAAGAAUAGUUUUAAAUAAUAGUGUGUUAAUAAGAAACAAAAUAUAAUGAAUAUUAUACCCGGUGAACCUAUACCACCCGGUUUUGAAGAUGAGGUUAAUCGCCAGCCUCAAAUACAGGCAUCUGUGGAUCAGUAUAAGGGCAAUGCCUUGAUUGGCAUUGAAUAUACAAUAGAACUACAUGAAGAUGAUCACCAUGAACCAGUCUAUCUGUGCACUUUAUGCGAUAAACGUGGUGAUCCACGCACCAUUAUAAAUCACUGGUGUUCCUUUAACCACCGCAUGAAAUAUUUGGAAAAACAUUAUCCCUCAGCAGUGAGGGAAUGUCAGCCAGUUAAAUACAAACCCAAUUCUCAUAAUAUUAUGAUUUUGCUUGUACAAAGUUUGGCCGAAGCUAUUGAAGAUCAUUACGGCCGCUUACUGGUGUCUGUUAUGAAUGCUGACGACUUUCGUAAACGUAAAUCGACCGUAACCGAACAAAUUAUGAAAAAGAACCAUUUUGAUGAAAAGAGUGGACCAAAUUUUCUUAAUGCCAUCAUUCGGACAUUACGGGAACAUGUUCCGUACAAAAAGAAGGAUCCUAAUGUUGUUAUUAAGGCACCCAAGCGACUAAACUCUAAUGCUGGCAAUGGCAAGGCUUCGGUGGGCACUAAAGAUGGUUUAGAUGAAAUCUCAUCGGAUUCUGAUAAUCAAGAUUCGGUGAAAAAACAAAAAAUACAAACACGCGUCCAGGAACCAGCCUUCACGCAAAAGCUGCUUGUUUCAUCUGCCAGCACGGAAGAGCCAGGCAAAAAGUUGCCAACACCCAAGGAAUUGUCGUUACAGGCUUCUCAUAUUGCCCAAGAACGGUACAAAUGGGAAAAAUAUCGUUGCAUGUUGGAAAUACAACUGAAACAAAUGGAAAAGAUACAAGCUGACUAUGAAAAGACGCCAGAAAAACAUCCCCAUUAUCCGGAGGAAUGGAAAAAGUUUUGGAAUCGCCGUUACAAAGAAUUACAGGCCGAAAAGAAAGUCGAUCCCAAUAAGUAUGACUACAAACCGGAAUGGAUUGUAUUUUGGACAAAACGCAUGAAGGAGCUUUUCAAUGCCGAGGUAGAGAAAAAGAAAAAAGAGAUAAAAGUUAAACUGGGAUUACCCGAAAAUGCUGAAGAAAAGGUGGAUCAACUUAAGGAAAAAUAUAAGCUUCCUGUUAAUCGUUUGACUUCGGCGAAUAAGUCAAAUUCAAGAGGUGGUCAAGCUUUAGAUGUCAUCAAUAUAAGCGAUGACGAUUCCCCACGUCCGGGCCGCUACACAAGACAACGGCGCUCUCGCACUAGAUCGCGUUCACGCUCUCAUUCUCGUUCACCACGCGGCAUACGUCAUCGUGGUUAUAGGCGAUCUCAUUCCCGUUCACGCUCCCGUUCUCGUUCUCUUUCACCAUUUUCUGAUGAAUAUGAGCUGCCCAGCUCUAGCAAACAUCAUUUACACAAGAAACCUCACAAUCCAAUAAGACCCUAUGGCGUAGAACAUCCACCAUCUGAUUAUUAUCCUUAUGCACGCGUCCAACGCUAUCCACCACCCAACGCAUUACCAAAUCACUAUCAACCAGCACCGCAUCACUAUCGCGUACUAGAUGCCAGUAAGAUUCCCAAAUAUCAAGAACUCGACUCUAGAAUAUCUAAAGAGUGUAAAGAAGAGCCCAAAGAAGAAGAACCCGAAGGGCCGCUCACCGUAGUCGCCGUACUGCGUUUGCUAACGGCCCUCGAAGAACAUUUGGGUAGUUUGGGUCCCAAAGUUGUGGACAUGUUGGGUAAGGCUUUGGCUUUAGAAAAAGUCAAAGGCAAUUCAUCCGACGAUCUAUUGAUGAAUGAAGAUCAUUGUGUUUUCUUCGAGACCACUAAGGAGAAAUUAAAGGGCUUGCUUAUUGCCGACGUCUUGGACGAUCAGCAAAAAGUGAAAGCUGUUAAAAGGGCCAUUAAAAAUAUAGCCGCUAUAAUACAUCAGGUCACUACUAAAGCAUCCUCAACGGAAGCAAAUAAAGAUAACAAUGAGGCCAGAAACACAGAUGGUACAUCUAAAUCCAAAAAGACACAAAAAAUGAGCUCAGCUGGACCCAAUAUUAAAGAUUUGCCCUUUGAUCGACAAACUGUGGCAACUAAACUGGCAGCUGCAUUGGUUAUGGAGGGACGUGAGGAUGUCUCAACCGCCGAUAUGGACAAGUUAAUUUAUAUGUUUAUAUUAAUGGUUAAAUUAUCCAAACCUAAGCGCGAAGAUGAUGGUAAUCCAUUAUACUGUAAAGAUAUAUUGCCUCAAUUGGGUAUAGCCCGCAAAUUGCCGACAUCAUCACUGUCACUGGCCAACUUGCCGGCAAUAGUCGAUGAUUUGCUGGAAAAUGAGGUGAAUGCUUUAGUGCAAGAGGUGGAAGAAGAAAUGGAAAAUGAGGCGGCUGGUAAUGAAAAAGAAGCUAAAACUGAUAACAACAGCAGUAUGUUGGAAUCACUGACAGAUUCAGAUUUACAGACUCUAUUGCAAAAUUUCAAGCAUUUGUCGAGUGAGGAACAACACCAUUUGAUUGCCCAUCUUAAGAAAUUGGAAUCGGCCGAUCCUAGCCGAGUAGAGAAGCUUAGGAAAUUUGUUAAUAUUUCCGAUUUAACUGGCUCUAAAGAGUCCUCAAACAAGUCGGCCAAAACCUCAGAUAGUACACCCACAAAAUCAUCUUCAUCCUCACGUUCUAAAACUCGUCUGGAUGAUACACCGCCUUCGGGCAGUAGGAAAGUUCACAAUGCUUUGCCUCCGGGUACGGAAGAUGAUGACGACGACGAUGAUGGGCGACGUCGUGUUAAUCCAAAUAAAUUUAGUUUAGAUGACGAUGAAGAUGAUGAUUACAAUUUUGAUGAUGUUUUUAAGGCAGCUUCGAGCAAUGUCAAUCGUUUGUCGGAAGAACAUUCCCGUCAAUCCGAUAAGAACACCAAAUCUCCCAUUGUACCGGUAUCAUCAUCGCCAAGUGCUCUGACAUUUAAUCCGGCUGGUCUCAAAACUUCAUCAUUGAAUGAUACACAAAAUUUGAUUGCCAAUCUUAUGGGCUCAUUGCAGCAAAGUAAUUCCAAUUCGGCCAAUAAAGCAUCAUCGUCCUCUUCAUCAUCAGCAGCUGCAAAGCAUACUACUCCACAGCCUACAACACCACAACCAGUGCCACCAGCAGUCGCCGCACCACAGCAUGAGCAACUGCCUCCUCAACCACAUGCCAAUCAGAUGGCAUUAUAUCAACAACAACAGCAGCAGCAUCCACAGCAACAGGCCUAUCCGGGUCCUUACAAUCAAAUGAAUCCAGCUCAAGCUAAUUACUACAAUUCCAUGGGGGCUUACAAUCAAAAUCCUUAUGAUGGCUAUCAACAAUGGGGCCAAGGUCCCCCACAACAAAUGCCACCUCAAAAUAUGCAACAGUUUGGUAUGCAGGGUUUCGGCAUGCCUCCCCAACAAAUGGGCUAUAAUAUGUAUGGACAAGGCCGCAACUAAGUUGUAAAAGCUUUUAUUUUUUAUAAUAUAAAUAACUAUUUCUCACAUAAUAUUAACAUUUGAAAUAAAUUACUUUUAUUUUCUUUUUAAUUGUUUUCUCCCAUUUUAAACUGAAUAAAACAAAAAACAAGCAAUUUCGUUUUGCUUAAUUAUUCCCUAAAAUUAAAUUACCAUUUAUUAUGUUAUUUUUUUUUUUAUUCCAUUUUCAUGUAAUUAUUUUAAUAAAUCUAGGUACAUAAUAUGAUUAAUAUCUUAAUUCUAAUGAUAUAAAUACUUCGACAUUGUUUUUUGAAUAAAGAUUCGUUGUUUAAAUCAAACGAAUAAAACUAUGUUGAAAGUAGUUAAAUAUGCAUAAAGGCUCUUCUUUUUUUAAAAUAAAGAACAUAUUAUUGCCACUAUACAUAUAAAUAAAAGUUUAUCACAUAUGGUUAA
Molecule: messenger RNA, 4141 nt
Organism: Calliphora vicina (urban bluebottle blowfly)
Lineage: Eukaryota; Metazoa; Arthropoda; Insecta; Diptera; Calliphoridae
Exons: 4
Coding region: 263-3709 (1148 amino acids)
Source: RefSeq, a predicted model, not a curated record